Esox lucius (northern pike) is the source of this 5555-nucleotide messenger RNA. RefSeq names its product USP6 N-terminal-like protein. Bases 248 to 1891 code for a protein of 547 amino acids. The record is from RefSeq and is a predicted model, not a curated record. NCBI's taxonomy places the organism in Eukaryota, Metazoa, Chordata, Actinopteri, Esociformes, Esocidae. The transcript has 14 exons.
UCAGUGUACAUCGAACUAUUCAGUGCCAAAUGUUCUAUCGCUAUCCGGUUUGAUGUAGGUAUGCUCUACCAGUAUGGACUGUCGACAUUUACGGCUAUUGUUGUAAUUCUGCGAUUUGGGUGACAGCUCCUGUGUAUAUCUAAAUUCCAUCAAAUUCCAACAAGCGACGGAAUAAUGCGAAUAGGGAAUUCUAAUAUUUCUACUGCACGGAUAGCGCAGAGAGAUAUCCACAAUAAAAGGUGUUGACAUGAAGAAAGACAUUGAGACGUUGAUUGCAGAGGAACGCGCUGACAUCAUUUUAAAAUAUGAUACGGGCAGACAUGAAGGGGUGGAGAUUGACCCCUGGGAAGAUGCAGACUACAGCAUUUACAGAGUCAUUGAUCGCUUUGGAUUCCUACAUGAGGAAGAGCUUCCAACUCCUAGUGUGCAUGAGGAGAAGAAAAAGCACCUGGAGAUUGAGAGAGUGGAGAAAUGGCUAAAAAUGGUGAAGAAAUGGGAAAAAUACAAAAACAGCGACAGGAUGGUGAAGAGGGUGUAUAAGGGCAUCCCUCUGCAGCUGAGAGGCCAGGCCUGGGUCUUGAUGCUGGGUGUGGACAAGGUGAAAAAUGAGAACAUGGGGAAGUAUGAGAAGAUGAAGGAACAGGCUAGAAUAUAUUCCCAGGAAAUCAAACAGAUCGAUCUAGACGUGAACAGGACAUUCAGAAACCACAUCAUGUUCAUGGACCGAUUCGGAGUCAAGCAGCAGUCUUUAUUCCAUGUGCUGUCUGCUUACUCAGUCUACAACACGGAGGUGAGCUACUGCCAGGGCAUGAGCCAGGUCGCUGCCUUGUUGUUGAUGUACAUGAAUGAGGAAGACGCCUUCUGGGCCCUGUCGCAGCUGCUGACCAAUCAACAGCAUGCUAUGCAUGGCUUCUUUACUCCGGGGUUUCCCAAACUGCAGCGCUUCCAGACACACCACGAUAAGAUUCUCUCCAAACUUCUCCCUAAGCUGAAAAAACAUCUGGACAGGGAACAGAUGACCUGUGGGAUCUACAGCACCAAAUGGUUUUUGCAGUGUUUCAUUGAUCGGACCCCAUUCACACUUACUCUCCGGCUGUGGGACAUCUACAUUCUGGAAGGAGAGAAGAUACUUACUGCCAUGUCCUACACCAUUCUUAGAAUGUUCAAGAAGCGUCUACUGAAAAUGAACCUGGAGGACCUGAGGGAGUUCCUCCAGGAGAAGAUUGCCCUUUCUUUUUUCUACAGCGACGAUGUCAUUAUUGAUCAGCUGCAGGCCUCAGUGGCAGAACUACGCAAGAUGAAGCUGGAUCUCCCACCCCCAGCCAAGCCUGAGGAGCUGCCACGGAAGGACCUGGGUAUGGAACUGCCAUUGCUGGUCACUCCAGUCGCCACAGACCAGGCUACCAAACGACCAGGAGCCCGGGAUUUGUGUCUUGAUCUCAUCACCCACCAGCCAGACAUAAUCUCCCGAGACGGCAGCCCCUCUAAGGUGGACAGGAAGGACAAGGAAGCCCUCAACAGGGAGGAAGAGGAGGAAGCCCCUCCUCCAUCUCCAGAACCCAUUCUCAUCCACACAAUCCAGGCUCUAGGGCCACCUGAUGGGUCUCCCCCUACUGGGGCUGGACCACCCCAUACUGGGGCUGGGCCACCCCCUUAUGAGCCACCAGGGGGUGAUAAGCACAUUUGUAUUGGACCACCUGCCAUUCCUUUGCCAGUCCAUAAACCAGAAAGUACAGAAAACUCCUUCAGCCCAGUGGCUGUACCAGAGAAAGUCCAAAAGGCUACAAACACAUCUCUGCAAAGCCUCCUGGAGGAGCAGAGCCUGACUGCCCACGUCGCCCCUUCGUCCCUCAGUGCUCCAAACUCCCCCUGCAGGCUCCCGUGGACUUAGUCGGCGCCCAUAGCCCAGGCUUCAGACAGGUUUAUGUGAAAGCCUGCUGCUAAAGGGUAGAAGACUGGGAGGAGGAGGAUGAGAAUCUGGCCAGGUUGCUGGAGCAGGUCUCCACCCUGUCUAAACGAAGGCCACAGACAGGAGACACAGAAGGGUCCGGGUAGACAAGAGAAUUGUAAAGCAUUCAAGGUCCAUUGUGUCAUGUUGUGAGGGAAGCUCCCACAUUGAAUCUCCAAGUAAUGCCGUUACAUUGUUUCCUAUCCCACUAAAAACAUUAUAACUCACUUCGUUUUUGUAGUUUUCUAAUCAUGUUCACUUAGCCUUUGUCAAAUAUUUGCUAGUAUAGUCUUAUUUUAGCAUAGUUUUAUUUUUGGUACUUUAUCUUAUUGUCUAAAAAUGCCUUAAUUUAAGCUGUACCAUCCUUAAUGCAAUUAGAUUAUUGCUAUCUUGAUAAUAGAUGUACUGAUUGCAAAACAGGUAAGACAGCGAAUGGUCAUGUUUUAAAAAGAUGAAACCUAACACUCAAGGUCAAGGUACUACACAAUAUGGAGUGAGUUAGCUUAGUGAAGAGCUGGAUUGUAGUCAAUCUGGAAUGCAGCUUAUGACAACUCUUCCAUCAGGGGAUCAGCCUCUGAUUCAAUUUCCCAUUAUCUAUGCCUGUUCUAAUAAUUCAACAAUGGUUUUAGUUAAACAUUUAAUUUAAGGUGACUGCCCUUUGUCAAAGGAAAAACAAAAUGUACAUUUUGAAUUCACGCAUUGGAAAAAUUCUAUAUUUGAGAAGCAGUUAUUCCAGCACUUGGUACUGUGUGUACCCAGGGUAAUGGCUUUGCAUACAUGUACAAAUAUUGUUCACACCUAUAGCGUCAAUCCUCAAACUUGUAUGCAUGCAUCAAUCGGCAUCAUCUGGGGAGUGUGUGCAAUAGAACAUCUAAUUUAACUUGUUGGUACCACUUCUGCAUACAGCAUGAUCCAUAUGUUCAAUAAAUGUGUGUGCAACACAGAACACUCAGCAAAUGCCUCUGCAACAUACCGAUUGCAUUAGAAAUGAAUGAACUUCCAGUAUUUCAGAGCUUUAAGCCUUGAAUGUGCCUGCAGUGUCAAUGUGCUGUGGUAGUGGUACCAACAGGUGAAAUUUGAACUUCUUUUGCGUAAAUACCGCAAUGAUGCAUUCAUAAAUGUUCAAGGCAUAAAUGUUUGAGGUGCACUGUAGGUGUUAAGCUAAGAUCAAACCUACUUUAUCAAUGAACUCUGGAACGCUGCACUUGCCUUGCUAGGCAGUUGCAAAUUGUUCUAUGCGGAAUCGUCUGAAGUGCUAGCAACUGAUGAAAUUGGAACUCAUCUUGCACACAUACCCAGGCAUUUGGCCUUGUGCAGACAGAAAGUGUCAAGCCAUAUAUGUUGCAAUGGAAGUCCAUUCAUUACAUUGGAGUGCAUUAUGCACUGGUGCGACUCAUCUGCAAGAUGAAUCCACCAUAAAAGAUACUGAUGUUAAGCUUUCAGCUAAGUAUCCAAUGCGGCAUACACACCUACAGCAUCAAAGCAGAAAGGUUGCAGAACAUUUUGCACAGUUAUGCAAUUACCCAAAAUACAUUGAGUCUCCACAGAUGUUACAUAUGCAGCGUAAAAAAAAAAGGAGGGAAUAACUUUCAAUGGAACCUCAAACACUUGCAGGUUAAUGUUAGUGAGUGUAAUAUUAAUAUGAAUAUUAAUACAAAUGAUGCAAGUUAGUAAGAACUAUCCCACAUAGUUUGUCCUGGUAAGUGUGUUUGCAAGUGACUGAUUGAGAAAUAGUAAUAUAUUCUUAAAUAUGUACUAUUAAUGUAGUACUUCAUGAAUUCUAAAAAUGUUAUAUGUUGACAAUUUCUAUUAAAAAGGUUUGCUCUACUAGUGCAACAUAAUUUUGAUAUUCAGCAUUUGCUAGCACUUCUGCCCAGCUUCCACACAUACAAUUUGAAGUAUAUGUUGGAUAAGUCCAAUGCAUGCACAAGGCCAAACGUUCUGCAACUGCUUCUGUACUGCAAUAAUGCAAGCCAUUGAACUUCCCAUAACGCUGCAGGUGUGAUCAAGGCUUUAUGGCAAAGGAAUCAAACCGAUUCCACAGAGGCCCUAGGGGAUGCCGGUUUUUGCUUUUCCCUUUCUUUUGGGGCCCAACUGAGACCUAAACCAGCUCAACCAUAGGUGAGAGAAGAUCCUAACUAAUUAAUGACAUAAUUCAUCAAGUACAAGGUAGGAGGGGAAACGUGCAGACACUCAGCCCUCGGUGGAACUGGUUUGACACCUGUGAUUUACGGGAUAGCGACACACUUUCAUUAUACUUUUAUAGCAUAAUAUUUAUAUUAUAGAAAAAACUACAUUGGUUGUCAAUUUAAUAAUAAUAAAUAUCUAGCCAGUAAUAAAUAGAGGCAUUUUUAUGGUACUUAGUAUACAUUUCAGGGUGAAAUUUCCUUAUAAAUGAUUUUCUAAACAUUUAUAAUUUAUCUACCAUAAGUUCAGGAAACUUAAACAUCUGGCAUCUGACUACUUUUUUGGCGACUCAAUUCAAUGCAGCAUGUCUGGCAUUAGGAUCUCAGUAAACAUGUACUUUAAUCGUAGAUAGAAUCAAACUCUCCAUGCAGCAUGGUUAUUUCUGUUGUGAUGCACCACAUGGAUUGGGAUGAUUAUGUAAAAUGUACCGAAGGGCAAUGCAUCAAUGUGAUCUUUUAAGCAAACAGAUCACAUAUUGAUAAAACCCACAUGUUGCAUAGAAAUUAUGGCACGCAUGGACAGCUUAAGCACAGAUUUGUACGUACAAUGCUUGAUUAAUGAGGCCCCUGGUGUAACCCUAGUGUAGAAGGAUUUUUUACUGGUCAUCCAGGAAAAAAUCCAAGUGUGUAACUCUUGGGCUUCAGUUUGUCAUUUAGCAAAAGUAUUUAAUAUUGAACUUUUCUGUUAUUGGAAUGUUUAGGCUAUUAGGCUGUUUCUUGGCCCAUCUUUGCGCAUCAGUGAUCUAGCAACAUUGUAUUUUUUUAUCAUUGGAUCUUUGCUGUAAUGUAUUAUAAAGCUUUUUUAGUAUUUGUAUACAGAGCAAAUAUGUUGUACUCAUUGUGCCCAGGUAGAGUCCCUUUAACUGAAGUCUUAAAUACUGCCUUUAGAUACUGUAGUAGUAAUGAUAUGAUAUGUAUCCGUAACCCAUAGACAUUUAUUUUUAAAUAGUUUGUAGUUAGUAAAGGCCCUUAUUACCACUUGUGUACAUUUUAUUUAUUUUAAAUAACUUAGGUGACUUACAUUAGCACCUAGGGUUAAGCAACUUGCUCAAAAGCACAGCAACUUAUUUUUUACUUGUCAGAUCUAGGAUUAAAAACACCAAACUUUCAGUACCUGGUAAUCUGCUAUUUUCAUAGGGAGAUUUGCAAAGACAAAGGCUAUUUGCAUAUGGAUGGAAAAUAUGAUUAUUAUUGGGGUUGAGAUUUUACCAAACAUGUUCUGUAGGUAUGUUAAAACCAUGAAAUUUGUGAAAUGAAUUUGUAUAUUGAAAUAGUUUUUUAUUUGGUUUCAUUUAGUUUAUGUUGUGGACCCCCAGGGGCCCAGCAGUCAGAAAUGAUCAAGAGGAAAAUGUGUAUACAGCAUAUAUUUUCCAUAAUACCAUGUUUAUGCUUGCCCCAUUAAAGAAUAUUCAACCUUGGAA